Staurois parvus is the source of this 787-nucleotide messenger RNA. NCBI's taxonomy places the organism in Eukaryota, Metazoa, Chordata, Amphibia, Anura, Ranidae. The record is from the annotation of a GenBank genome assembly.
AUGGCAGCUCUCUGCAUGCAGGAUAUUGAUGAGGGUGAUGAUAAUGAAGAUGUGGAUGAUGAUGAUGAAGAUUUAAUGGCAGAGCUAGAUGAAGUCCUGGGAGAGGAAAAAGAGGAACCCCAGAUUGUAUCGGCUCCUACGAAGAGCACUCCUUCCUCAGCUGGCGGUAUCGAGGGGUACUUUGACAGAGCGCCUGGCUAUGUACAAAGAAGCUCUGGCCAAUGCCAAGCAGGCAGGAGAAGGGACCAAAGCGCGGCGAUAUGAGAGAGGGGUUAAGACCUUAGAGGAUUUGCUGCGUACCGCUAAAAGGGGCGGAUCCGUGUCACCUGACGACAUCCCUCCUCCUGUGGCUGUGGGAAAUAGCGCCAGUUCCCCUGCAGCUCCACCCGCUGCUGUUGUACCAGAUCUUCCCGUAAAACCAACUCCUCCUGCAAAUGGUAUACCUCCUCAACCUCCUGCAUCUGCCAGAGCUCCUCCCCCGGUACCUGUCAAACCUCAGAGUCUCCCACAGCCUGUGACCUUGUCUGUGCCAACGACAUCAUCUGCACCAAUCACUCCCAUCACACCAGUCACUCCAAACAGCACGUUGGCAACCUCAUCAACACCAGCCAGUCUCAUUUCAGCCGAUGGAAACAAAGCACGGGUGCUGGAGCGUCAGAGGCAGUAUAAACUAGCAGCACUGAAGAGCAAACAGGAAGGAGAUGCGGAACUUGCCAGCAAGUAUUAUCGGAUUGCAAAGGUGAUUCUAAAACGAUCUAUAAGACAUGCUGAGCAUAUGGCCCAGUAA